AUGAUGGAAGCGAUCGUGAGUCAGAUUGAAUCAUGGCCCACUUCACCCCGCGGUGAGAUCCAAAAUUCCCUGCGGUCUUGGCACCGCCCGGAUGUCAACAUCUAUAACUACAUCCCAAAACUUCAGACUGCAACCAUACCACAGAACGGCAGUUCAAUCGUGCCGUACGGCCCUCCUACCUGUCCCGCCUCGUACUUUCUCACCCCCCUUGGCCAAAUCUUUCCCCUCGUCCCGGGAUUUCCGCGCUGUGGCUUAUCCAGAACCGCGCACCGCAGAUCUGGUCCUGUCGAUCUCCGGGCAGUCACCCGAUCUCUGCGUUGGCAACUCAAACGUCACCUCGUCCACCGGCCAUCGCCGCCCACCCCCAAAAAUCGUCCAGCUAGUCCAACUCCCGCAACUGGCCCGACAGAACCAAUCUCGCCAUGGAGACCUGGUCAACUGACAGCCCAGCGGGCCCAGAGCUCCAAGUCCAGCGUGGCUCUGCCCUCGCCGGCGCUCAGGGCCACCAUCCCCCAAUGCCCGAGGCGGAUCCCAACGGCCCGCAACCUUUUUGAUCACACGCUCACCCCGAGACUUUGCGCAGGCACCGAACUCCAGUCGCCCGUCGCUGGUGAUGAGUUGGCAGGCCCGGCGUCGACGCAUGGCGUUGCACCCUCGCAGGAGGCGAAUGUGGCACGCCAAUCAGUGCCCAAGAAACGGGGCAAAUGUCGUUAUGUCGCGACCAGGAAGGGCUGCCGUGCUGGUGCGGAAUGCCCCUACAAUCACGAUAUAACUGCCAUUGAGCAGCGGAAGACUGCAUCGAGCCAGCCAUCGCCCUCGGCUGAGAAUGCCGAGGCUUUAGACCACAGUGCAGAUACUGCGAUUCGGGGCUUGACGAUUAGUGGAAAUGGCUCGAAGCAGGCCGUCGCAACCUCUCAAGUCGCCCAGACGCCAAGACCAGUCUCAAAGGUAGAGAUAAAUGACCCGAGAGAAUUCCAGAUCAAUCAGUUGCGGCGACGCUUUCGUCCACAAGAGCAGAGUGAUGAGAAUGGAUUAACUCUGUCAUUCGGGCUGGUUCCCUCCGAUCCUGAUUUUCCUUUCGAAUUGGACGCUUUGCAAUGUGUCCUGCAUGUCCCAAACUCAUACCCUGGAAAGGGACGGCCAACGCUUACAGUGACUAAUUCUGAAAUGGAAUCUGCUUUCCAGGCCAAUGUUUCCAGGGGGUUUGAUGACAUUGUUGACUUCGCCAUUCGGACUAAUGCCCGAGGGACUUUGCUCAAUUGGGUGAAUAGUCUGGACAGACAGCUCGAGCGACUGCUGACCACCCUGGAAAGAGGCCCCACGCUGAAGUUUGUGGCAAACCUGGGCGACGGCGUUGGGAAUCCACAACCGGCACAACGCCAGACAAGCUCAGUUCCACCCGUGAUUCCUCGGCCAAUGCCCAGCGCGCCUGCCACUGCUGUGCAGAUAUCAGCAAGAAAGGCGCCUGUUGCAUCGCCAGUCUACACCUCCGAGCAAAAGGCCCAAGCUGAGAAGCGAAGGUCAAUGGAGACGAAGCAGCUUGAAGCUCGUCUCGGGAGACUGCCACUGUUCCAAAAACGGACGGAAACUUCCUUCAUCGUCCCAAUUCAGCCUAGCAAGCCGGACCGUCUACCGAGGUCGCUUCAAGCCGUCAAAACAUUAAAGCUUUCGGUGCCUCAGCUCUACCCACUGGAGCACAGCUCCGUUGACAUGCAGGGGGUGGACUGCCCGGAAGCAAGAUCCGUGGAAGCCGGGUUUGCGCAAUGGUUUGAGAAGAAUGUGCAGACGAACCUAGUAUCGCAGAUCAACUAUCUGGCCAACAAUUUGCAUAACUUUGCCAAGACUCCCCUUCCCGAGGUGGCCGAGCAGGCUCAGCACGAACACCUCCAUUUAGACGAAGACACCCCUGCGCAACAGCCCGAGGAAGGUAGACCUCUUGGAAGCGCUGGAGACAAGCCUCAUUUGCAUGUCAUCCCCCGUCCCCCCGAGUGGUCCGUCCCCGAACACCGCAGCGACAGCGAUAUUACAGAUGAAUCCAGCUACGAGGAGGAUUCCGAAGAAGACAUCGAGGACGAGGAUGACGGAGGCGCACCCGUUCCCGCAGUGGUGGAUACCCCCGGCCGGGGCAUCGCCCUCUCAUUCCCAUUCCUGGAGCUCUACGGCAUUGAGUUGCUAGAAGUCAUGCACCUCGCCAUCACGAUAAAAUGCGAGCGAUGCAAGGAGCCGAUGGAUAUCAAGAACGUGCCGCAGAUCACCGAUCCCAAGGCCACGCCGAAAACCGAGUCGUGCAAGAAGUGCGCCAACUCUAUGAGCAUCGGGUUCCGGAAACUGUUGAUGCAUUCGCAUGCUAACCGUGCUGGAUACUUGGACCUGGACGGCUGCACGGUGCUGGAUCUUCUUCCAAGUAACUUCAUCCCAACCUGCUCCGACUGCUCAACUACCUACCACGCCCCCGGUGUAUCUGCCGUUCGUGGCGAAAGUGCCAUGGCAAUCUGUCGGCAUUGCCACCGAAAAAUGGUCUUCAAGAUGCCCGAGGUCAAAUUCUUGGUCGUAGGUACCGCGGCGGCCUCCUCCCGUGCGGCGCUUCCGUUGAAGAAGAGGCCCCGGGAGGUCCUCGGUAUCGUUGCGGGACAGGAACUUCCUCGCCGAGGCCGGUGCCAGCACUAUGGGAAGAGUUAUCGCUGGUUCCGGUUUAGUUGUUGUGCAAAGGUGUUUCCGUGCGAUAAGUGCCAUGAUAUCGAGACGGAUCAUCCUAAUGAACAUGCCAACCGGAUGAUUUGUGGUUUCUGCUCCCGAGAGCAACUCUACAGACCAGAGAGCUGCGGAAUUUGCAGGGCAGUGCUCACCGGCAAGACUGGUAGUGGAUUCUGGGAAGGUGGCAAGGGAACGAGAAAUCGGGCUCUCAUGAGUCGUAAAGAUCCGCGAAAGUACAAGCGCCGAGGAGGGACCGUGCCUGGUGGAUCGAGCUCGAAGAAAAAAUAG
Messenger RNA from Penicillium canariense, 2982 nucleotides. RefSeq lists its product as uncharacterized. The transcript has 7 exons. The coding region runs from base 1 to 2982 and encodes 993 amino acids. The record is from RefSeq and is a predicted model, not a curated record. Lineage: Eukaryota; Fungi; Ascomycota; Eurotiomycetes; Eurotiales; Aspergillaceae. Gene Ontology annotation, molecular function: zinc ion binding.